UGCUGCUUGCCGCCGCUGCCGCUUCUCUGGCUGGCUCAUUCUCCCGCGCGCUUCCUUCCUCGCUAGAUGGUGUGCGAGACACCCGAGACUAGACACGCUCCGGACGCGGCCAGCGAGAAGCUGAGCGAGCGAGAGAAAGCCAAGAGGCGGCAGCGGGAGCAAGAGAGCCGGAGAAGCGAAGAGGAGGACGUGCAGCUUGGCCAGGACAGAGGAAGGCGGCUGCUUUCUGCCUUCGCGUCUGCCCGCCUGUUUCGCCGGGGUCGACGCGGAACUAGAGCCGCGAGCCGGAGCGCAGCCUUCGCGAGGGCAUGGACGUGAUGCUCCUGGUCCAGGGCGCUUGUUGCUCCAACCAGUGGCUGGCCGCGGUGCUGCUCAGCCUCUGCUGCUUGUUGCCCUCCUGUCUCCCCGCCGGCCAAAGUGUAGACUUCCCCGGGACGGCUGUGGAGAACCUGGUGGUCCGGAAAGGGGACACGGCGGUGCUGAGAUGUUACUUGGAAGAUGGAGCUUCAAAAGGUGCCUGGCUGAAUCGAUCAAGUAUUAUUUUUGCAGGAGGAGACAAGUGGUCAGUAGAUCCUCGAGUUUCAAUUGCAACAGCAAAUAAAAGGGAAUACAGUCUCCAGAUACAGAAUGUGGAUGUGUCAGAUGAUGGUCUAUAUACUUGUUCAGUGCAGACCCAACAUACGCCCAGAACCAUGCAGGUGUACUUAACUGUAAAAGUUUCUCCAAAGAUAAGUCAUAUUUCAAAUGAUAUUGUGGCAAAUGAAGGAAGCAACAUCACACUGGCCUGCUUAGCUACAGGGAAACCUGAUCCUUCCAUCUCUUGGAGACAUAUUUCUCCAUCAGCCAAACCCUUUGAAAAUGGACAAUACUUGGACAUCUAUGGAAUUACAAGAGACCAAGCUGGAGAGUACGAAUGUAGUGCUGAAAAUGAGGUCUCAGUUCCAGAUGUGAAAAAAGUAAAAGUCACAGUAAACUUUGCCCCAACAAUUCAAGAAAUAAAAUCCAGUGGCGUCACUCUUGGAGGCACUGGAUUCAUAAGAUGUGAAAGUGCGGGUGUUCCUUCCCCAGCUUUUGAAUGGUACAAAGGAGAAAGAAAAUUGAUCAAUGGGCAACAAGGAAUUACUAUAAAUAGCUAUAGUUCAAGAUCAUUUUUAAAUUUCAACAAUGUGACAGAAGAGCAUUUUGGCAACUAUACAUGUGUCGCUGCCAACAAAUUAGGCACAACCAAUGCCAGCCUGCUUCUUAACCCUCCAAGUACAACCCAGCUUGGGAUCACUGGGGGCACAGAAGUUUUCUUGUCCUGCUGGUACCUUGUGUUGACACUGUCCUCUUACACCAGCAUAAUGUACCUGAAGAACAUCGUUCUACAAUAAAUGUAAAGAACCGUGAAAAGCUUUUAAGGAUUAUUUGAAAGUGCUGAUGACUGGAUCCAAUCUGGUAGAGUUGGUUUAAAAAAAAAACACGUCGUGGGAUAUAAUCAGCAGUGCUUAUUUGGGAAUGAUCGCCUUCUGUAGAAUUGCUCAUUAUGUAAAUACUUUAAUUCUACUCUCUUUUUUAUUAGCUGCAUUACCUUGUGAAGAAGUACACAUUGUCCUUUUUCUUUUCCUUUCUCUCUUUUUCUUUUUGAAAGAUGUGAAAUUAUUUUUAGAGGAUAUUAAUUGUGAGUUCAUGUUUGUAAUCUACAACGAUUCAAAAGCAUUCAGUCAUGGUCUGCCAAGGUGCAGGCAAUAGUUUACAUAAAAAGAACCCAAAUAAUUGCAGUUAAAAAUGUGAUCUUUAAGGCUGCAAUACAAGCAUUCAUUUCCCUAUUUAAAUAAGGUUCUAUCUAUAUUGACACAGAAUCUUUCUUUUUUUUACAGAAAAAGGCUAAAUAACAUUGGCUUUGAUUCAUCUCUUCAAACUAGAACACAUAUCGAGAUUUUCUUCUAGCAUGACACUCAGAUUUCAAGAAUGAGCUUUGUAAUAUGACUGCCCUGGGCAGUUAUGCUUUGAUUUUGAUUUUCUUGUCUGUUCAGCAUGGGUGUGCCUUCAUAAGAUACUGCUUUUCUCUUCCUCUCGGAUGGGAGAUUAUAUAAAUAUAUAUAUAUAUACAUAUAUAUAUUUUGGUAGAUGCUAAGUUCAAGGGUACUGAAUCUCUUAUUAAGAACAAAGGUGCUAUUCGGCUGUACCAGUGGGGAAAGGAACUAUUCAAACACUGAGCACAGAAGCAGACAGAGUAAAUAGAUGGUACUGGAAGUGGGGUUUUUUUCUUCCUUCUAAAUCUGUUAAAAACAGCAGAUAUUUCAGAGGCUUCUUUAUGAAUGUAGCCCCCUUUUUUUUUGUUCAUACUGUGUCAUGAUUUUUAAAAGACUGCAAAGAAAGUGAGCAUUCCUUUAUUUUACUCCGUGUUCAAAAGCAAUGUCAACAUUUGCGUUUCAGAAUUGUUCUUCCUGCGCAGUGUCUAGUAAUGAGAAUGGUCAGAAGGAUUUGAAACCUUCUUUUGAAACCCUACAUGCUUUUACGUUAAUAUACAUUGAUGGGCACAGACAUCAGGAAUAACCUCUAUUCCAAUCACAGGGCACAGAUGACACAUAGGAAUGUGUUAAUGUACCAUUGGUACUCAAACAUUUUCUUAAAGUUAGUUUGCUUAGAUAAGUAGUAACUGUUUCCUACAUAAACAUGUGGCUGAAGAAUUUUUCACAUGUUUGCAGUAACUGUGCCAUUAUCUUCACUGUUUUAUGUGUAGGUAGCAGAGAGAGGUCAUGUAAAUGCUGGAUUACGCUGUAUGCCAUGCAAUGUAGGGAAGAUGAUACGUUAUUCUCGAACAUGCGUAUUUAGAACUUACAAAAUGUAAAAUGGGUGCCUAAAAGAACUUUUCUCUCAUUUAUAUUUUUUCUUAAAUGCAACUUAUAAGAGGUCAGUAUUUUUUUUAAAAAAAUGUUAUGUGCUACAUAUCUGGUUGCCAUAGUGUUGAUUCUCUAUCUUUGUCUUAGUAUGACAUUGUAUUUUCUCCCAAUAAGAAGAACAAAUCUCCUUUUCUUAAAAGGAGAACAAUUCAGAUUAACCCCUCUUAAGUUAAAUGUCAGUCUACACAACCUAGCAAGGAACUUGUCAUUCCAAACAGAUCAUCUUUAAGCAGAAGAAAAAAGGGAGAAACUGCAAAUUUAUAGUAUUAUAUGUGUUUUGAACAUGCCGUGUGGCAAAAUUAACAAAAGAUUUUAAAAAUUCAAACAAUAUUCUGAUGUAGAGUAAGUGGAUACUUCAGCAAAUGCAUAGGCUUCUAUUUGGACUCUGACAUGCUGUACAGGGAGAAAAUUACUCUUGGCUACUUGAAUGAGGGCAGUUUCCUUUUUCCCCUCUCUUUUGCCUGGUUCAGGAUGAAUGAUAACAGCUUGUUUCCUUAAUUGAAGUUGCUGAGACAUUUAUAACCAAGUGCAAUAAAAUGACUCAUUGUUAGAUAAAGUGUUGUUUCUUAGGCAAAAAGAUUUCAAAAGCAAAACACGAUUUAGCAAUAUCUCAGAGGUCUACAGAAAAAGCUAUCAGGUCUCGACCCUUAUAAAUUGUAACUGUGACUUUAAAACUAAAUGACUAGAGUAUCUAUUUUUAAGUCUAUCAAAGCUGGACAAAAAGGAAAUUUACUGAACUUACAAAUUCAGCCUUUUUUUUAAUAUUCCCCAAAUAACACUGUUUGGGGAACCAUCACAAUCUGUUCACUUGUCUGCCAGGUUUAAAACAUAUUAUACCAUUCAGUAGUCUGCUCUCUUAGUCCAUAAAUAAAAUAUUAUUAGACUAAUAAGGGAAUCCAUUGCAACUAACAGAUGAUUCUUAAGAACAGGAAGAAUAUCCAUAUUAUGAAAGUUAAAUAAUUACAGCCUCCAGAGCUGGACUAUAAAAAUCCAGAUGCCCACUAGAUGGCAGCAAACAGGUGCAGACAUGAUAACUCUUUGCAGCCAUCUAGUCAUCUAGAUUUCUGCCAGGCAGAAGUGGAGGCGUUCUCAUAUUAUGGCUAUCAUCAUUCAGUGGAGCAGUCUGUAUUUUCUCUUUUGUUCUGCUGAUAAUCAACUGUUGUUAAAAAGGGGAGGGUUAACUAGAAAAGCUUGAUUGAACUGGUUUAAUGCAAUAUUCUGUCAUUUUUCUGCCCAGACAUUAAAACCUAUUAGAGUAAAGAGUGCAGGCAAUGUUUUCUGUGUUGCUGCGUAAGAGAUCUAAAAGCCUAUUCAUGUAUCCCCUACAGAAUGUUAUGUAUAAACCGUAUAAACCAAGAACAGGAUAUGAGUUUAUCAAACGUGCUGUGCUCCCUGUACCUUUCAAUGCCUAGAGCCAUUCUCUUUAAUUUCCCUUGUAUUGCAGCUUUAAAGUUCUAGAAUGCAUUUCACAGAAGCACGGAGCAAUACUGCAGAAUUUUCUGUCAGUACUCUCUUAAGGAAAAAGAAACAGUUCAAAGCUAUGUCACAAAUAGAGAACCCAGCAUUCCUUUUCACAUCCGUAGAGAGCUGCUUUAAUAGAUUCGUUUAUCCAGAUUCUAUAGUCAAGUUAACUGCUUUCUUAUUCCUCCCCCAGCACACGGAGGCUGCUGAUUCAUGCAGCAAACAGGGUGAUCUUAUUUUUUCUGAUUACUGAACAUGAAAAUACCUGUGAUAAAAGGAUUAGUAAUGUUUUUGUUUGUAGGGAAUUCCCACCACAAUAGCAGUUGGAAUAUAUUAGCUCAAUGUUUAGCCCAGCCUCUGAAUGUUCACUUGCAAUUGUUGAGUGUUUUCUUUUUAAAACAUUAAACCCCUAGUUAUAGGGGGGAAAACAUAGUAGAAAACCACUUCCUGAUUGUGUAGGGGAAAACAAUUGUAUGUAUAAAACUGGGUUUGAUUCUGUAAGUAUUUAUUAUCAAAUUUGGACUAGUUCAAUAAAUACUUUCAGGAUUUGCCUUGGAAAAGGCACCUUUGCAAAAACAUGUUCGGCCUAAUCCUAUCAAGACAGACACACACAUAAUUUUGCACUGAAUUGUUCCAGUAAUCAUUUUUUUAAUAGCAGGUGUCUGCAUAUUGACAGGAUUGCCCCACACACACACACAAGUUCCAGAUUUCUCUAGUAAGCCUUUUUUAUAUGAUCACUGUACAAUUUGGGAUUUAAUGGGACUUGAUGUGGAUUGUGUUGGUUGUUCAAAUUACAAUAACAUUUUACAGAGUUUAUUCGUUCUUAAAUUGUGGAGUAUGUUUGUUUCUGUUUCUUACAUGAAUCUGUGGUCAUCUACUCAAUGUCAUUGCUGUUUAGAUUUUUAAUCAACCACUAUUAUAUUUCUCCCAGUUGUGGAAUGAAUAUGUAUAUGUAUGUAUAUAUACAUAUAUAUAUAUGUAUAUAUUCCUGCACGGAUUGGAUUAGAUCCAAGAAAUGUAACUAAAGACUUAUUAUACAAAAAGUGUCCAAGUUUUGAAUUGUGACAAUCUUUCAGCUAAAACAAGACAAUUAAUUACAAUUUUAUUGUUACCAGAUUAACAUACAGAGAAACUGAGUGGUGCUGAUUGGAAUUAAGGAUGUCUUAAUAUAUGUAAUAUGAAUUGUCAUUUUUUUAAAUAGCUUAACUGGGAAAUUGCUAUGAAAAUUCAGUUGAAGUCAUUCUUUUUUGUUCUUCAUAUUGUUUUAAAUUACAGUUUGUUUCAGAUACAGAUGUCCUGAAAGCGCCAUCACUAACUGUGCAAUGCUAUUCAUAUUUACACUGGAAUAAGCUCUCUUGAAUUCAGUAAGACUUAUAUCUAGGUAAGUGGGUAUAGCAUUGCAGUCUAAAGUAUUGUGCUUUCUUUUCUCUGAACAUUUUCAAAAUCAGUAUUUAACAUUAUGCUGACCAAAAUACCCAUAUACCCCACAAAACUGUGUGCACUUAAGAUUGUGUAUACCAAAAUAUGAAUAUACAUGGAUAAAAAUGCCUUAAAGUUUAGUAUGCACUUACUUUCAGGGACUGGACCAUUUUUUACCAGUCUGAGGAAAAUAGUCCAUAUUUCAUAACUUGCAGUGGAAGGAUUGUUUGUUUGUUUGGGGGGAAAUGUUUUUACCCCAAAGGAGCAUUUGGUAAUUUCAAGUAUUAUUUCACCAAGAAAUUUCAAAGCCAUGGUAGUAAAACUCAAGCCUGAUAUUCCAGGUGGGCAGGCAAAGUUUUGUAAGAACAUGAUUAAUGUUGCAGUCCAAAUCUUUUUGCAUCUGGUGACAUUUUUGCCUUUGAUUUGAUUAAGUAGAGUGAUGGAUUCCAUCCGGAAGAAGUGGCAAAGCUUUCACUUUGAUCAUGCUUGCUAUUAGAUAAUUGGAUGGUAUAAACUCUGUCAGUCAAAACAUGACCUGUCAAAGGGGAUGUACUCCACUAACCCAUAUCUGACAGCUCACCACUGGAUGCCAACAAAUCUUAUGGUUGUAAUGCCAGUCCUGGACUCCAGAAGCAAGAAGGUUGUGAACUACCUAUUGGACUACGACAUACAGAUGGGCUUGAUUUGUUGUUCAGCCUGGUGUACACCAUAGCAGGAUUUAUCCUGUAGCUAUUAAAAGAAAUACUGUGAGUAUGGAAAUAAGGUAAAUUUAUUUCAGUUACAUUUGUAAAAAAAAAAAAAAAAUCCAUUGGUGAUCACUUUGUCUACAUCCUGAGCACAACUACUUCUCUUCAUCUUCCUUAAACAAGACAUCCUUCUUUUAUCUUUUCUAAGUGCUUCUUGUCUGUCUAAUAUGGAAUUUUGCCUCUGUCGCAAAACAAUUGAAUCCUUUGCAGUGCAGGCCAAAAGCUGGAAAAGAGAAAAUAGGACAGUGACAUUAUUAGCUUUAUUAGAAACCGAUGAGAGGGAGAGAGAUGAGGGAAGACAUUUAAAUUACAGUUGUUGGACAAAAGCAAUUUUAUGAUCUGUGCGUGUACCUUUUCCAAAACGUCUGCAGAGGGUUGUUUUUUGAAGACAGAGUUUGCAUCACUAGGGCUAUGCUAAUCUUUUGAAAGAGAUAUGAAGGAGCACUUACAAAGCACUAUUUUUAAGAGUUGAAACCAUCUCGUUUUUUUCCCCCAUGAUCUCAUGGUUGCUUCAAAAGCUGCUUUUAGCUAUCUCCACAUGAGACAAACAAAAUAGCUUCAUUGAUCAUUUGAAAAGACCUACUCUUGCACUUUCCAUAACAACUCUUUCAAAGAACUAGGGUGCUCUUCCUCAUUAGGAUUGGAUAUGCAGAGCAGGUGAUGAAUUUCCACUCAAUUUAUUUCAUUUGUAAGAUGUUGCCUUCUGUAAUGUAUCCAUCAUUCAGACUAGGGGUCCCCAACCUCCUGUCCAUGGAUCGAUACCAGGCCAUGGCAUGCCAGCAAUUGGUCCACACAAACAAGCAAAACCCCAUCCAUGGGAUGCAGGCAGCACACAAAAUCACGCUCCCUCCGGUCCGUGGAGAAAAACCUCUCUCCACAGAACUGGUCCCUGGUGCCCAGAAGAUUGGGGACCUCUGAAUUAGACAAUGAAUGUGACCAAUAUGAUCUGAUGCUAACAAUGCAAUUCUGUGCUUGUCUUGCAAGGGGAGUAGUCCAUCCACUAAGCUUUAAGCGUGAAGAACACAGUCCAAUGCCCAUCUAUACAAAAGUAAAUCCCACUCAAUUCAAGGGGCUUGCUCUCCUGUGUGCUUGGCACAGCAACUUAAACUAAAGAGUAAAAUUAAUAUUAUACAUAUUAGAAGUAUGGAUGAUAAACAGAUUGAUUCGAUUAUUUCCAUCUUCUACUACUAUGAAUGUGUAUUUAUAGAUUGGAAUGAGCUUGGGAGAUGGAGGAAAGCCACAGCCAGGUGAGCCGUGGGAUAAGAACUAGUUUAGCUUGCAAAAGGAAUGGAGGAGUGACACUCUCAAAAGGUGUUGUCCCUAGUUUCUAGGGCUGUAAGGAGAGAAGUUUACUUUCAAACUUGCAAGAUUCAGAUAACGUAACCUUACAAUAAAAUAGAAUUAUUUAUCUGACCUUGCUUCCUGUUUGAACCAUCUUGCAAGGCAGAUGACAAUCUUUAACAUUAACAAAAAUAGCUCUCAGAAUAAUGAAGUGAAGGUUAUUUUAUAGUUCAUAGAGCCUGAAAAUCAGAACUGUGAGGGCUUGAUGUACACUUUGUUUUUUUAAUGACUGUGGCACAUUGACUGGAUUUGGCAACCAGAAUCUCUUAAUGGACUGACUGCUAGAUUGGACUUCAACAGCUGCUGUAAUUCCCAGGCAGUGUAGUCAUUUAGAGUUGUACUUCCAUCCUUUUAGGAGGAUGCCGUGCUAUGGAAACCUUGCCAUCCCUAAGAUGAUUUUGAAUUCAUAAUCUCUGUUUUUGUUUUUUGUUUGCAAAUGUUCUGCUUUAUUUUAAUACGAGCACAUUAAUAUUGCUUAAAAACAUGCUGUAUGGAAAUAUAGGAACAUAUCAGAUGCAGCUGAAAUCUAAAUAAAUAUAAAUGUCGCUGUUAUCAUUUACAUGGGUUUUUAUUUUUUGGAGCUAUGCUUAGCUGAGAUAGUGAUAGGACCAUGAGCUCAGUAGGCUGGCAUGUGUUUUGAAUGUAGACAGUUCCAGAUUAAGUUCAUAUUAUCUCCAAAUGAAAGGUCCAUAUAGCAGAUAGUGUGACCAUCGUCUUCCUGCAAUCUUGGAGCUUUUGACUAUAAGUGUAAACCACUAGGCUAAAUGAACAAAGACAACAUGUAAAGGGGAGGGAACAAACAUGCAGGGAAUGCUAUGGCCCAACUGAAGUGAUCAGUGACAUUUACUACAUUUGCCCAUAAGAUUUAGCAACAAAAAUAUACAAACAUCUUAGCAAGUGUUGUAGGGGCACUUGCUAAUAUGUAUAACAUGAACACACCCAAAUAAUUGCCAUAAGAUAUAUGUACUUUCUAGGAAUGUGCCUUAAAAACGAUCCUAUUCCUUUAAAAAAAUGGGACUUUUAAAUUAUAUUUUAUAUAUAAAUCAAAUCUGUUCAAUUGACUUUUCUGCCCUAUACUCUCCAUAGCAAAAGCAAAAUGCGUUAUGCAGAUUUUGGGCCCUGAUAAACUCCCUAACAACUACUUGUGGAAAAUGUGGUCAGUGGCUCCUUCAGACAGAUUUUCUCAGAAACCAAAAUGACUCUUUAUUCUAAGCUGCUUUAGUCAAUGUCUAUCAAAAAAUAUGUAUCUCCUGUUGUUUUCAAUGAUGUGGAAAAUAAGCUUGCAAAGCCAGCUAUGUGGAUUUUAGAAUUUAAACACACGCACUUGUAUAUCAAACAUAGCUGACACAUUCGCUGAAGAUUGGCAGGGAGAUAUUUGCAUAAGAGAAUAGUGUGACACAGUUAAUCAAGUAGACAGAUACUGAAAACCACAGAAAGUUUAAAAAUAAGUCAGACAACAUAGUUGAAUAGAGAACACACCAAGGCCUCAACUGAACAAGGAUAGGGGGGCAAUCUUCUUCUCUGGAAAUCUCUCUCUAGCCCAGUCAAUAUAACCAAUGGUAAGAAGCAUAUUCAGCCCAAAGUAUCAGGAGAAUACCACAUUGUUUCGCUUUGGUAGAAGGUCUUCUCCAACUUAAGUAGGUUUAGAACAGAAUUGGACAUCUUUUGAUUGCAGAGCAUAUUUGAUAUAAAAACUAUGAGUCUUUGUCACAUAAAUGGAAAGAGUCUUUCAUGCCUGUCUGGAUGAAAAAGAAUAUCUGAAUGAGAAUCAAAAGGACAACAGGUGGUUCUGUUUUAAUCCUAAUGAGUUUUUCUGCAUGUACCUGAUAAAGAUAUUGAUGUAUAUAUUGAAGAGAACUGGGACUAAGAUGGAACCUUAUGGUACCACUGCUUACUUCUCACCAUGUGGAUGUAGUACCAUUGAGGACUACUCGUUGAGUGUGGUUUGCCAGCCAGCUACAGAUCCAUCUGAUGGAUGUUGUC
Messenger RNA from Crotalus tigris (Tiger rattlesnake), 9835 nucleotides. RefSeq names its product neuronal growth regulator 1 (gene NEGR1). The record is from RefSeq and is a predicted model, not a curated record. Bases 309 to 1373 code for a protein of 354 amino acids. Gene Ontology annotation, cellular component: neuron projection. Lineage: Eukaryota; Metazoa; Chordata; Lepidosauria; Squamata; Viperidae. The transcript has 7 exons.